AUGCCCCAGUUCAACUAUGAGUACCGCGCAUCCCGCACAAUCGAGUACGCCGUCCUCACAGCCGCUGCGUGUCUCUCGAUAUAUUGGUACCUACAGCCCGUCCUGAGCCCCGGCGACCCCGUGAAGCCGACGAGAGUGAUUUGUUCCAAGGCCAGGCAAGCGGCGAAGCUGGCAUCGGCAGAUUCGACUCGGGCUUCCUCGCUGGCGCCUAGGAAGUUGGCACCGUCGUAUGCGCCGGGCGUGUUUCCCGGCGGGAGGGAUGUGGAAACUGCGUACGGGACGAUAAAGGUGUUUGAGUGGGGUCCCGAGGACGGCGAAAAGGUGCUGUUGCUGCAUGGCAUCGGGACGCCGUGUGUUGCCUUGGGAGAUAUGGCGCGGGAGUUUGUCAGGAAGGGGUGUAGAGUGAUGCUUUUCGACUUAUUCGGCAGAGGAUACUCCGACGCCCCAAGCGAUCUCCCCUACGAUGACCGCCUGUACACCAGCCAGAUCCUCCUCGUCCUCGCCUCGUCCCGCAUCCCCUGGACCGGCUCAUCCUCCUUCCACAUCGUGGGCUACUCCCUGGGCGGCGCCCUCGCCGCCGCCUUCGCCGCCUACCACGCCAAUCUCCUCCGCUCCGCAACCUUGAUCUGCCCCGGCGGUCUCGUCCGCCCAUCCCACGUCAGUCUCAAGUCGCGCAUCCUGUACUCCGAGGGCCUCCUCCCCUCCUGGCUCGUCAACGGCCUCGCCAGACGCCGUCUGGAACCCCGGCCGGGCACGGCCAGCGCCGACAUCCCGGACCCUAGCGUCAACACCGUAGACGGCGACGACUCGCAAGACGUCGACUUUGACCAAGUCCCCGUGUGCGCGGGGGAUGCGUCCGGCCCCAAGGUCGGGGACGUGGUCAGAUGGCAGCUGCGGAAUAACGCCGGCUUUGUACCCGCGUACAUGAGCACCAUUAGAAACGCCCCCAUCUACGGACAGCACGAGGGAGUGUGGAGGCGGCUCAGUGAACAGCUUGCUUUGAGGAGGGAGGACGAACAGGUGCCGGGUUUGGAGGGAGGUAGGAUAUGCUUGAUUCUGGCGGAGAGAGAUCCGAUCGUGGUCAAGGAGGAGUGGAUUGCCGAUUCAUUUGCCGUGCUGGGCGAGGAGGCUGUUGAUAUUAGAGUUCUCAAGGGCGGUCAUGAGAUUGCCAUUUCGAAAGGAAAGGAGGUUGCUGAUGUUGCCAUGGCGGCUUGGAGGCGAUGA
Molecule: messenger RNA, 1224 nt
Organism: Metarhizium brunneum ARSEF 3297
Lineage: Eukaryota; Fungi; Ascomycota; Sordariomycetes; Hypocreales; Clavicipitaceae
Source: RefSeq, a predicted model, not a curated record